Molecule: messenger RNA, 3946 nt
Organism: Chrysemys picta bellii (western painted turtle)
Lineage: Eukaryota; Metazoa; Chordata; Testudines; Emydidae
Gene: PHF21A
Product: PHD finger protein 21A
Biological process (GO): negative regulation of transcription by RNA polymerase II
Cellular component (GO): histone deacetylase complex
Molecular function (GO): chromatin binding
Source: RefSeq, a predicted model, not a curated record
GGCGGAGUGAUCCCGGCGAGCGGGUGCUGCGGCCGGGCCGGGUGAAUGGGAUUGAAGAAGAGUUCAGCUUCUCGGCUUGUUUUUGUGUCACAGUUUCUCUUCUCCUGCGCCUCUUCUGCUUCGUUCCUUUCUUCCCGUCCGCCCCCUGCUCCCCCCUGCAGGAGGAGCCCCCUGGGGAGAGGGGGAAGGAAAAGGACCUCCCAGAGGAGAGAGAGAAGAGGAGGAGGAGAAGGGAGCAACCUACCAUCUUCCACUCCCAGCUUAGAUUAAAGAAAGUGAGAGGAGGAGAGAGAGGAGCCCAGAAGAGGGGGACAGGGAGGCCCAGAGGAGCCGCAGCACCUUCCCCCUAUGAAGAAGAGCCCUCCCCCUCAGAGAGAGGUCCUGCCAGGGGGACCCCAGCCAGCCACCAGCAGCAGCACCACCAGCAGGGGGGGGCUAGAGAGCUGAAGGGGAAAAUCUGUUUUCCACAACUGCAAUAGUGUGGAGAAAAGGAACUUUCAUUUUCUGAAGCCAGAGACUGAACGCACUGUGGAAUUAGUAAAGAGACAGCUAGAAAGAGUGGAGAAGGUAGAGAAUGGAGUUGCAGACUCUACAGGAGGCUCUGAAAGUGGAAAUUCAGGUUCACCAGAAACUGGUUGCCCAAAUGAAGCAAGAUCCACAGAAUGCUGAUUUGAAGAAACAGCUUCAUGAACUCCAAGCCAAAAUCACAGCUUUGAGUGAGAAACAGAAGAGAGUGGUGGAACAGCUGCGGAAGAAUCUGAUAGUAAAGCAGGAACAGCCAGAUAAUAAAUUUCAAAUACAGCCAUUGGUACAGUCAGAAAACAAACUACAAAAUCCACAACAGCAACCACUACAACAAAUACAGCAGCACCACCAUCAGCAGCAGCAAUCUACUGCACCCUCUCCAAACCUGAUUGGAUCACAGAAAUCUGUAACUACAGCUUCUAUGAUCACCACUAAGACACUACCUCUCGUCUUGAAAGCAGCAACUGCAACCAUGCCUGCCUCUGUUGUGGGUCAAAGACCUACCAUUGCCAUGGUUACUGCAAUCAACAGUCAGAAAGCGGUCCUCAGCACCGAUGCACAGAAUACACCAGUCAACCUACAGACGACAAAUAAGGUUACUGGUCCAGGAGCAGAGGCAGUCCAAAUAGUGGCAAAAAACACAGUUACUUUGCAGGUUCAGGCUACACCUCAGCCCAUCAAAGUGCCACAGUUCAUCCCUCCUCCCAGACUCACUCCUCGUCCAAAUUUUCUUCCACAGGUUCGACCCAAACCAGUUGCCCAGAAUAACAUUCCUAUUGCCCCAGCACCACCUCCGAUGCUUGCAGCUCCUCAGCUUAUUCAAAGGCCUGUGAUGCUGACAACAAAGUUCACACCCAGCUCUUUACCCACCUCACAGAACUCCAUACACCCAGUUCGUGUUGUUAAUGGGCAGACAGCAACCAUAGCCAAAACUUUCCCUAUGGCACAGCUCACCAGCAUUGUGAUAGCAGCCCCAGGUACCAGGCUCGCUGGACCUCAGACUCUACAGAUCAGCAAACCAAACCUUGAAAAACAGACUAUUAAACCCCAUGUGGAAGCAGAGGAGAAGCAAACAGAGAGUCGUACCGUUACUCCACCAGCUGCACCCAAGCCAAAACGAGAAGAAAAUCCACAGAAACUUGCCUUCAUGGUGUCUUUGGGACUGGUUACACAUGACCAUCUGGAAGAAAUCCAAAGUAAGAGACAAGAGAGGAAAAGAAGAACAACAGCAAAUCCAGUGUACAGUGGAGCCGUUUUUGAGCCUGAGCGUAAGAAGAGUGCAGUCACAUACCUGAACAGCACAAUGCAUCCUGGGACACGUAAAAGAGGUCGUCCACCUAAAUACAACACGGUGCUGGGGUUUGGGGCUCUGACCCCCACAUCCCCUCUAUCCAGUCAUCCUGACUCCCCUGAAAAUGAAAAGACAGAGACCACAUUUACUUUCCCCGCAUCUGUUCAGCCUGUGUCCCUGCCUAGCCCCAGCUCCACAGACGGCGAUAUCCAUGAGGAUUUUUGCAGUGUUUGCAGGAAAAGCGGGCAGUUGCUGAUGUGUGACACAUGUUCACGUGUGUAUCACCUGGACUGUCUGGACCCACCUCUGAAAACCAUUCCCAAGGGCAUGUGGAUCUGUCCCAAAUGUCAAGACCAGAUGCUGAAGAAGGAAGAAGCAAUCCCAUGGCCAGGGACUUUAGCAAUUGUUCAUUCAUAUAUUGCAUACAAAGCAGCAAAAGAAGAGGAGAAACAGAAGCUACUUAAAUGGAGUUCAGAUUUAAAACAAGAAAGAGAGCAACUAGAGCAGAAGGUCAAACAGCUCAGCAAUUCCAUAACAAAAUGUAUGGAAAUGAAGAAUACCAUCCUGGCAAAACAGAAGGAGAUGCACAGCUCCUUGGAGAAGGUAAAACAGCUGGUCCGCCUCAUCCAAGGCAUUGACCUUUCAAAAUCCAUAAACUCUGAGGUCAAUUCAGUAGCCAUCUCCAAUGGCAUGGACUCAACUAACAGUGCUAAUGCUGCCGCCUCCACCCCAGCCCCAGCCCCAGCCCCUUCCCAGGGCUGCAUGGUGAACUGUAACAAAGGCGAUGAGACUAAAUAACACAGUGGAGUAAGAAGGAGCCGAGGGAGGUGGCGGCGAGGAGGAGCAGCAAAAUAAUGAAACUCUAGAAAAGCAAAACCGGAUUUCUUCUGGAAAGUGCAGAAUUCUUUAGUUCUUUGGUUCCAGAGAGAGCGUGAAGAUGCUUGUGCCAGGCGGCACCGGAGUUUGCCAAUUGAUCCUUCUUAUUCUGUGUGUACAUGCAAAGUUUGGAUCAUGUUACAUGAAUAGUGCCAGCUGGGGGUUCUUUGCCAGCACCAUGCCAAGUGAAAUAAUAUAUUUACUCUCUCUAUAUUUUACACCAGUGUGUGCCUGCAGCAGCCUCCACAGCCACUAUAGGUUUGUUUUAUUUUUGUUUGGGGUGAGGAGCAGGGAUGAGGGAGGAGAGCAGGUUUCAAAUCCUUAUUUGCAGAACAGUUUGUUUAGCUAGGGAAAAAAUAAGUCCAAAGAGCCUGUGGGCUUUUCCUGUUUCUAAACUCUCAGUACUAUUAAACCAAAAAACAGAAGUAUAAAUUAACAAAUCCCAGUGCCCAGAGGGGACAAGUCUAUCAAAUAAGCAGUAUUUACUAUUGUUUAGACAGGAGAUGUACAAAACAAAAUGGGGAUGGAUUUUUCACUGAGUAACGAGCACAUGUGCAGGCUGGGGAUUUUCUGUCCUGGCAGCUUUGGGUUAACCCUGUUUCUUAACACUAGACAAAUGAAAUGCAUUGGAGAAUUGGAUUGGUUUGGAUCUUCAAGUUGAUCCAGGAAGCCUUUGUUGGGAGAGGGAGAAGAGGGGACCAAAAUGGUUGAGUUGAAGCAUUGAAAGGGGUGUCUCAAGGGAAAAUGUGCAUCAAUGACUUUACUUGAAAACGAGGUUCCAACCCUUUUCUAUAUUUAUAAAACAACAAAAAUAUCCUGAACAAAGCAGCACAUGACCCAGAUGUGUGAACUGAACAGAGAAAUGUCCUUUUCUUUCAUUUCCUCUCUUUCUUUUGGUAACGAAAAAUAAAUAAGGAAUAGAAAAGCUGUUAUUCAGGCUGACAGUCUAAUUAAAGAGGUAGAUGGGACCUUGCAUGGUAUAGAUUAGAAGUAAUAGUGUCAGUGAGAUACAGUGAGUCUUUGUGAGUCCUUGUGUCAUCGUUUUGGGCACUGUUUUUUUAUGCAAGGGCAAAAUCUUUGUAUCUGGGGAAAAAACAACUUUUUUUAAAUUAAAAAGGAAAAUAAAAGAUAUUGAGGUCUUCCUAGUGUUACUUAAAAUAAGAUCAAGGUAAGAAACAUUGUAAAAAUUAUAAAAGUGCUAUUUGUUUCCUAAACAAGUGAUUUCUAUUAAAAAGGUGUCAGAACUGGAGAAAA